UCUCUUUCUCCCCUUCAUCUCACCUCCAGCCAGCCGGAGCAGCCUUCUCCUCUUGGAUCGCACAGCCCGCCUGCUCUCGUCCACUUUCUCUUUCUCUUCAUACCUCUUACUCUCUCUGCUGUCUCCUGUCUUUUAGCUCUUUUCUCUCUCUUUCUCUCUUUCUGUCCUCCACUUCUCUCCAGCCGGCAGAAGCUUGCACGCGUGCCACUCUUCCUUCAACUACUGAGGAUUCAGAAGCACUCGGGACUAAGACCCUGUCACCGGAGCCAAGAUGGCAAUGAGCAGCAUCCUCAACACUGAUGACAUCAAGAAAGCCCUUGAUGCAUUUGCAGUUGCUGACUCCUUUAACCAUAAGAAGUUUUUCGAGAUGGUUGGUCUGAAGACCAAGUCUUUUGAUGAAGUAAAGAAGGUCUUCCUGGUGCUGGAUGCCGACAACAGCGGCUUCAUAGAGGAGGAGGAGCUCAAAUUCGUCCUGAAGGGUUUUGCCAGAGAUGGCAGGGACCUGACAGACAAGGAAACCAAAGAAUUUUUAAGAGCAGCCGACAAGGAUGGAGACGGCAAGAUUGGAGUGGAUGAAUUUGCUUCCCUGGUGAAAGAAUAAACAGCCGCCUAGUGUGACUGACUAGCACUCCAAGAUCACCUCACAACCACCGCUACAUCCCGACACCCGCUGGCCCUCCUUCCUCCCUAGCACCUACACCUCACCGCCCCACCCUGACUCCCAGCCCCACCAGACUGCAGCCGAUUCCUGCUACACACACACACUCCUCUUUUCUCAACCACUCCCCCACCGCUGUCUUUGCUAAGUGCCAUUCUGCACUUUAGGAAGUAAGCUGUGGUAUGCCACGCCCUCACACACACGCCUCCUCAAAUGUCCCCUCGCCUAUAUCCAUACUAUUUAUUUUAUCCUUUUUAUACAAACUGUUCUAUUUUCUGUUCAUGUAUAGAUAUAAAAACAUGUCUGCAGGAAUAAACCUCACGUUUUAAAGCAUUUCAAGUAGAUAGUUAAAGAAAAAUAGAGAUUAUAAGAGGAAGACUCUAAUGUCCUUCUGUAUUUCUGACUUCAGCCUCUUAGCCAACACUUCCACACUUUCUUUCUCCCUUUUUUCUGUUUUUCUCUUCCCUCUGCCCGGCACUGUUCCCUUCCUGCAUUCGACCCCCUCUCUCCCUUUCACACCAUCACCCCAUCUAUCCAUCCAUCCAUCCAUCCAUCUAUCUAUCUAUCUAUCCAUCCCUUUAUCAUCUGGUAAUGAGUUGUUGUAAAACAUACCAAAAGAAGAAAGAGGUCAAGCUGUGAAAAAAUUCAAUAAAAUGAGUAAAAAAAACAACAACUCGAGAACACUGA
Messenger RNA from Sander lucioperca (pikeperch), 1345 nucleotides. RefSeq names its product parvalbumin 6 (gene pvalb6). NCBI's taxonomy places the organism in Eukaryota, Metazoa, Chordata, Actinopteri, Perciformes, Percidae. Gene Ontology annotation, cellular component: cytoplasm; nucleus. The record is from RefSeq and is a predicted model, not a curated record. Bases 272 to 601 code for a protein of 109 amino acids. Gene Ontology annotation, molecular function: calcium ion binding. The transcript is spliced from 5 exons.